GCAGCGACAUCAAUAUUGCCACUAUGGAUCAAUAAUGGUCUUGAAAAAACAACUGAACAGGGUAUCGAAGAUUGUGUUUGUUUUGAAUACAGAUCAAUGGUUAAAUGAUCGUUUUCAAUGAGGAUUCCUAAUUUACGUUCUGUGACUUGUAUCAAGUUUCUGUUGUUUAAACAAUUCAGUUGAUAGUUUCAAAGUAAAGUUAGCAAUUCAAGAUUAUGGUCAUCAGGUUAUGUGAUAUAGGAUAUAUACAGAUGGAUUAUGCGGGCUAAAGUUGAACUUAAUUGCUGGAUGUACCUGUAACUUUAAGAUAUUGUUGAAUGUGGUGGAUUUAUGGUUAUUCUGAACCGAAUUUAAAACAAUGGGAUGGACGUGAAAAUGUUGCCCAGAAAAGCCAGAUGGUCUAAGACAGCGCGUAGCCUCCCGGAGAGUUCCCGUCGCCCACAGUUAGCUCGAGAAUGGACCUUCCAUUCUGUAGAUGCCGAGGAUUUCACCAAUGCUUCUGUUCCCUACAGACUCCCGAGGAUCGACACGCCCAGAGAGGCAUUCUGCAGAUUUGAUGGUGACCCAGACAAUGUUUGGACUCGCCACGGUUACCAGAAUCAACUAAAAAUCCCUGGAGAACUAGGUCCUGUUGUUCGGAUGCUAAAUCCACCUCAGACUUAUGCUCAAGCCGAGCGGCAGAUGAACCUUGUGGUGCCGAAAUUCAAGAAUGCUGCUAUAACCCCUACCAUGCGACCCAUUCACUGGACUCCCCCACAGAAAGAUAUUGAUGAUGUACAGGUGUAUAAAAGUAUGAUCUCAGCAGUUCGAAACAAACAUUUAGAAGUGGAAGGAACCCGUCCUGAGCCCACCCCAUCUCCUAUCUCGAGAUGUGACUCUCCCGCCAAAUCUGUCAAAAGUAUUCACUGGAUGCUGGGUAGCAACAAACAUCCUACAUUUGAUGUAAAGGGUAGAGGGCGAAACCAGGGGCCAUUCUCCAGGGAGUUCACCGUCCGCUGUACUGCCCCAACCAACUGGAUGAGGAUGAAGUGGGGGCGGGCUAAUACAGUGUAUCACUGAUGAUGUCACAUCCUGUUCUCAUUACAUCAGUUCAGCUGCACAGACAGAUGGUGGGCGUGAUUGUAACAAAAUCGAGUGCAACCAUUACUGAAGAACAUAGAAGAAACUCCAGCAGUUGUCAUUGCGUUCCUAUUUUCUUGUGUUGAUAUUGUUUAUUGAUAUGUGAAUCACUGUUUAUUGAUAUGUGAAUCACUGUUCACUUUCUUGUACACAUCUUUCUCUUGUAAAAAUAUCUUUUAAAAAGGACUCAUAGGAUAUAUAUGUACAUACAUGUAAUUAGUUACAGAGAAACUUUAACAAUUUGCUGCAGACAUGAUUUGUGAUGACUUGAUAUCUGCUUUAUCUAUGGGAGCCUGUAAUAUGUUAAACUUAUUGUAUUUGCCCCCCCCCCCCCCCCCCUAAAAAGCAGUAAUUCAUUUUUGAAUUGUAAAGUAUGAAUGACCCAAUUUUUUUUCAUUGUCGAGGACAGUACAAUGUACCUUCAAUACCUUGCAUUUUAAAACAUUUUUUAUUUACCACUUUUGUGAAUGCACAGGAACAUUGAAUUUCAGGGACUGUUGGUCAUUCUGUCACAUUCAGUAAAACACAGCUAUAUAUUGAAGUAUCAGGAAGUAGUAGGUGUAAUUUAUGAUAUCUGUGGUGUUCUUCAUUAUAUCCAGUAGAUCUCUGUAAGCAUGUUCAUUAUAACCUUGUUUUACUGUAUACUUUGUGAUGUUUGACGUCAACAUUCUUUUCAUGAAGCACUAAUGCACUUCAUGAAGCAUGCCAGCAUGAAACGUCGCAGUUCAUACCUUCAUGUAUUUUCAAAAAUGAAACUUAUUUCUUAAAUAUACACAUAAGUAUUUCAUGUGUUGAACCUGAUUAUUGGAGGAAAAUUAUAUCUUUCUUCUUAAUGAUUUUCUCUCUAAAAAAUCUGUGCCAAUCUGUUAUAAUUAUGUACUUUUUCCCCAUUAUCAAAAAUGCCAGAAAAAAGAUUGGUAUUGCCAAGGUCAUUGUGCAAACUAUGCCAAAUCAGACUCUAAAUGAACAGAAAUGAAGUACAUUGAAGACUAUGGGUGAAUGGAAUCCAUCGUGGAUCCUUGUGCUUGGAUAAAUCCACCAUGGCAAAAUGUGUAUAGCAACAGUUGAUCAUGCUACAGUAGUAUUUCUAUAAGCUGUAUUGACACUGAUUUUGACUACGGAUAACUCCGUUUACUUAAUCAAGAUAUAGGGCUCAUGGCGGAUGUAACCAGUUGACAGGAGAUGCUUACUCCUCCUAGGCACCUGAUCCCACCUCUGGCAUAUCCAGGGGUCCAUGUUUGCCCAACUCUCUAUUUUGUAUUGCUUAUAGGAGUUAUGAGGUUGAUCACUGUUCGUUAUCUUCACAUCAGGUUUUGUAAAAUUAAUAAUAAAGGAAGUCUAUUCUUCUCGGUAAGCAACAUCUGAUGACAUCUUUAGUAUUUUUGUAGCAAUUUUGAAAAAUUCAUUUUGAUUUUAGAAGUGUUGAUACCAGUAGAAUUAUAUACAAACUAUAAUUGAUGACUUUUUUGUGCACAGUAAUUUGUAGCAAUGUUUAAGUUUUCCUCUAGAUUGUAAAAUUGAUCAAUGAUUCUACAAGAAAUAGUAAUGGUGUACUUUAUGAUUCUUACUGGUGUAACAUCUGAAGCAUGGACCCACUGCCAUGUUGGAUCAAUCCAAACUCUUAAGUUACCGCUGUUGAUUCUCUACAUAUUUGAUAAAGGGAAAAUUUGAAAUGAUUUUCAAGGUCCUAUAUAUUGUAGUUCAAGGUAACCAAAUCAAGCAUUACAAUGCUAACUUCCAGUUGAUACAUAUAUUACUGAUAUCUGUGGAAAGAUACAUUUAUAUGGGCCUUUGAUGAAGUAGACUUUUAAAUCAUUAAGGUGAUAGAAAGAAUUUUGUCUUGAAGGUCAAAGCUAUCACAUCAAAACCGAUUUGUAGAUGACAGACUUUGGUAGCAAUUGAUGGACAUUCUUAUGUUUUCACAUUCAUGACAGAAAAGCAUGCUUUUGAUUCUCAUUGAAGUGCAGACUAGUAUUACUUACAUAUACCGUUGUCUUGGUUGGCUGUUAUGUCUAUUUCACUACAAUGUGCCUUGGAAGUGGGGAACCUAGCAUACAUAUUGAUGUAAACUGUGAUGUUCUUAUUUAUUUUCAUACUUGAUUCUUUUACUUAUUGUUUUUGUUACUUGAAAUACUGAAUAAAAUUAGAUUGCUCUACAUAUAGAAAA
This is a messenger RNA of Ostrea edulis (European flat oyster), 3286 nucleotides long. RefSeq lists its product as uncharacterized. The record is from RefSeq and is a predicted model, not a curated record. Lineage: Eukaryota; Metazoa; Mollusca; Bivalvia; Ostreida; Ostreidae. The transcript is spliced from 5 exons. Bases 364 to 1059 code for a protein of 231 amino acids.